This is a messenger RNA of Brassica oleracea var. oleracea, 1492 nucleotides long. Its product is annotated as probable receptor-like protein kinase At3g55450. Gene Ontology annotation, biological process: protein phosphorylation. The coding region runs from base 72 to 1238 and encodes 388 amino acids. The record is from RefSeq and is a predicted model, not a curated record. The transcript is spliced from 6 exons. Gene Ontology annotation, molecular function: ATP binding; protein kinase activity. Lineage: Eukaryota; Viridiplantae; Streptophyta; Magnoliopsida; Brassicales; Brassicaceae.
UUCUAUCCAUUCUUCGAUCUCUCCAUCUUCUCUGUCGUAUCUCUGUCGAUUCUUCUAUCUCUCAAUCUUUUAUGUUGAUUCUGAUGUCGAUCUCCUUCGUUGAGACUAUGAUGAAGAUCAGAAAAGAGAAGCGACUUCUUCAAAGGAAUCAGCUUCAAGUGAAAGAAGGGAUCGAGGCAAGGAUGAAACUCAUACAAGAGGCGAGAUCAGACUAUAAGAGCAGUAGUAGUCUCGACGACCUUCACCUCUCGAGUUGUCAAUCCCCCUCCUCGGCGGCUGAUAAGAGAGAAGGAGAGAUACUCAGCAAAGCUAACGUUAAGACCUUCACCUUCAACGAACUCAAACUCGCAACCAGAAACUUCAGACCAGACUCUGUUGUCGGAGAAGGCGGUUUUGGUUCUGUCUAUAGAGGUUGGAUCGAUCAGACAACUUUUGCCCCAACUAAAUCGAGCUCCGGUCUUUUAGUUGCAGUCAAGAGUCUUAACCCUGAUGGCUUUCAAGGUCACCGAGAAUGGCUGACAGAGAUCAACUACUUGGGUCAGUUAAGUCACCCGAACUUAGUUAAACUGAUUGGUUAUUGCUUGGAAGAUGAACAUAGGCUUCUUGUGUAUGAGUUUAUGCACAAGGGUAGUCUUGAGGAUCAUCUCUUCACAACAGAUGAUGUGAAGUGUAAGCCACUCUCUUGGUUAUUACGGGUUAAGGUUGCGCUUGAUGCAGCUAAAGGGCUUGCGUUUCUUCAUAGUGGCCCUGUUAAAGUUAUUUACCGAGACAUCAAGGCCUCGAAUAUCUUGCUCGACUCGGACUUCAAUGGAAAGCUUUCUGACUUUGGGUUAGCGAGAGACGGUCCAAUGGGAGAAAAAAGCUAUGUUAGUACAAGGGUCAUGGGUACAUUUGGCUAUGCCGCUCCUGAGUAUGUGUCAACAGGUCACUUGAAUGCCAAAAGCGACGUAUACAGUUUUGGGGUUGUGCUUCUAGAAAUACUAUCUGGAAGGCAAGCGUUGGACCAUAGCCUCCCGACCAAGGAGCAAAACCUUGUGGACUGGGCUAGACCGUACCUCACAAGCAAGCGUAAAGUUCUACUAAUGGUGGACACUCGUAUUAACUCACAGUACAAACCCGACGAAGCUGUGAGAAUGGCAAGCAUUGCUGUGCAGUGCAUCUCGUCUGAACCAAAGUCACGACCAACCAUGGACCAAGUGGUCCGAGCCUUGAUACAACUACAGGCAAGCAUGGUUUAACCGGCCAAAGUUGACACAAGUAAAGAUACCAAAAGACUUGUGGGAUUGUAGUAGGUAGAUAAAGAUGGGGUUACUUACUGUGGUUAGGUCUCAUGUCUCCUCGUGUGGUGUAAUAUUCCAUUUGCUUCCACGAAACAAAACACUUCAGGCUCUACGACAUGUUUUGAAAGAUGCUCACAGUAUUUUUUUUCUUUCAACGCUCCUUUGUAUCCAACAUCUGCUUAUAGAUUCUUUCUAGGAAAUAUUUUGAGUAC